AUGGCUGUUGGUGUCAAAGCGUAUCUCGCUUGCGUACUGCUUCGUGAUGGGGUUUCCCAUGAUGGGUUUGUGGCCCUGCUUCCACAUGAGAUGAGCCGCGUGUGCUGCCUUGGUUCCCAAUUGCCGACGCCACGAGGCCUGGGGUGGGUGCUUCCCACCGGUCGGCUGAGCCCGUUUCCGCCCAUUUCAAAGUUCAAGCCCCAGCUCUGGGCUGCAAUGGUGGCUGUUCACAGGCCCAAGUGUAUCUCGGAGGGCUGCAUCGUCCCACAAGCCCGCAUGGGGUUCGAGAUGCUGCUAGAUUGGUGA
This is a messenger RNA of Pochonia chlamydosporia 170, 306 nucleotides long. RefSeq lists its product as hypothetical. Lineage: Eukaryota; Fungi; Ascomycota; Sordariomycetes; Hypocreales; Clavicipitaceae. The transcript has 2 exons. Bases 1 to 306 code for a protein of 101 amino acids. The record is from RefSeq and is a predicted model, not a curated record.